AUGAAGUCUUUACUCCAAGACAUUUGGACCAACGAAGAACGGAUCGGUUGGGAUGACGUCGUACCAGAAACAUUGAGUCAACGUUUCUAUUGCUGGUACGACCAUCUGGAAAAUUUGGAAUCGCUGGCAGUGCCGAGAUGCUUCCGCCCCAAAUGUGGACGUUGGACCCAACAACACCUCCACGUCUUCACCGAUGCAAGCUCCAAAGGAUUCGGAGCAGUAGCUUACUUCCGCACUGUAUUUGAAGACCAUUCCGUCAACGUGUCAUUCGUCAUGUCGAAAACGCACGUCACACCGGUAAAAGGUCUCACGAUUCCCCGUUUGGAGUUACAGGCGGCAGUAGAAGGCCUCAACCUUGCUCUCACGAUUUGUCGUGAGCUGGAAAUUGACUUGAGGCAAGUAACCUUCCACACAGACUCGCAAACAGUGCUGCGGUGGAUCCACUCGAAGACGUGCCGAUUUGAAGUCUUCGUCAACAACCGUAUCGGAAAGAUACUCCGAAACACGGCUCGUCGACAAUGGCGUCAUGUUGCCGGAGAUUCAAACCCUGCAGACCUUUGUAGUAGAGGUAUCGACCCAAAAGAUGUCGACGAAUUGGCCUAUUUCCAUCGAGGACCUUCGUUCCUGACCCUGGACCCCUCAGAGUGGUACACUUGGGAAGAGAUCGCGGAUCCAGAAGAACGAGACAUAAACGUGAUUCGCGUCUUGGCAGUCAAAACGGAAGAUGAGAACCAUGCCAUCGACCGAUGCGUUGCACGUUUUUCCAGCUUGGUGAAAAUUCAACGAGUGCUGGCCUGGAGUACAAAAUUUACCAAUAACGUCAGAGCAAGAUUACGUGAAGAAAAACCCAUGGGCGGAGAGCUGACAGUAGAAGAAAUGGUAAUAUCGCUGACAAAAUGCAUCGUACGAGCGAAGGAAUUGGCCUUUGCUGAAGAAGUCUAUGCCCUUCGCAAGAAUCUGGAACUACCACUCCGAUCCAAACUUCGCAACUUCAAGCCCUUCUUGGAUGAAGAUGGACAGAUGCGAAUUGGAGGACGUAUACUUCUAGCGCCGAUCGACUAUGCAGCUAAACACCCCAUACUUCUGCCAGCAUCUCAACUUCUAACGAAAAGGAUAAUUUGGGAUUAUCACGUUAGAAACAUUCACGUCAAGACGGAGAGAUUGUUGACGGACCUCCGCUCUCGCUACUGGAUACUUUCUGGACGUAAAGUGGUAAAAUCUGUCCUCAACAACUGCUGGCCCUGCAAGCGCACGUCGGCAAAACCUAGUCCUCCUUUGAUGGCUUCACUACCAGUCCAUCGUUUGACACCACAUCUGGCGGCGUUCACGUACACAGGGAUCGACUACUUCGGACCCUUGACCGUAAGAGUUGGUGGUCGGGGAAGAAGACACGAAAAACGUUGGGUCAGCCUAUUCACGUGCUUCACCACACGAACAGUUCACCUGGAAGUGGCCAACGGGCUUAGUAUGGAGGAGUUUUUACUCUGCUUCUCCCGCUUUGUUAGCCUACGUGGAAGACCCAAGGUCGUUUACAGCGACAAUGGGACAAACUUUGUCGCCACCGAGCAAGAGUUACGACAAGCCCUAAAGAACUUGUUGCUAAGCACGAAGAACUUCAGACGUCAAUGGCUUGUCAACAAAUUGAGUGGCACUUCUCUCCACCCCAUGGGCCCCACUUCGGUGGUGUUUGGGAAAGGAUUGUACAAUCCUGCAAACGGGCAAUAA
This is a messenger RNA of Daphnia carinata, 1725 nucleotides long. RefSeq lists its product as uncharacterized. The record is from RefSeq and is a predicted model, not a curated record. Gene Ontology annotation, molecular function: nucleic acid binding. The coding region runs from base 1 to 1725 and encodes 574 amino acids. NCBI's taxonomy places the organism in Eukaryota, Metazoa, Arthropoda, Branchiopoda, Diplostraca, Daphniidae. The transcript has a single exon.